AUGGACGACGUGUCCCUCAAGCAAAAGCAGACGGACGACGACAUCGACCUCGAAAACCUCAUUUUCAACCACAGCGACCCGAAGGAACUGGAGCAAACGACGCAGCGCCGAGACAGCGACGACGACGACGACGAGGAGGAGGCGCUCGACGGUCCAGAGACGGAGAAGCCCGCGGCAAUGCAGAUGCAGGACAGCGACUCGGACGAGAGCGAUGCGACCACAAAGUCGAUGGCCAAAGGCGCCGACCGCUCGUCGCUGAACAAUGUGCUGCCCGUGGACAAGCUCAAGAAUGGGGCCACGACAGCCUCCAAGGUCUUUGGUCAGACGUUUUCCAUGUUUAAGGAAAAGUCCGGGGCAGCGCUCGAAGCGGCGAAGUCGUCAAAUGCUGGCAAGACAAUUGCUGGUGGACUGAGCAACGCUGCUACUGCUAGUCAAGAGAAGUACGGGAAGCUGAAGGGAACGGAUGCGUUCAAAAAGUCGUCGACGUUGGCAAGCGACGCCUACGAGCGGACGUCUCUUGUUGCAUCGGGUGCUUUGGAAAAGGCACGCGCUGCGUCAUCUUCUGGAUUGGAGAUGGCCAAACACACUGCUGCUGCUAGUAUUGAGACGAUCAAGUCGAAGACAGGCAGCAAGAAGGGCGGCGAGAAUUAG
Hyaloperonospora brassicae is the source of this 651-nucleotide messenger RNA. The record is from the annotation of a GenBank genome assembly. NCBI's taxonomy places the organism in Eukaryota, Oomycota, Peronosporomycetes, Peronosporales, Peronosporaceae.